Molecule: messenger RNA, 93 nt
Organism: Cavenderia fasciculata
Lineage: Eukaryota; Evosea; Eumycetozoa; Acytosteliales; Cavenderiaceae
Exons: 1
Coding region: 1-93 (30 amino acids)
Source: RefSeq, a predicted model, not a curated record
AUGAAGAAUGAAAGAUACAUUGGUCAAGAGAUUGCAGAUCAUCAUAUAACCAAGCUAAUGAUCGAAACUGGUAUCGAUAAAUUUUUAGCAUAA